Dinoponera quadriceps is the source of this 14540-nucleotide messenger RNA. RefSeq lists its product as uncharacterized. NCBI's taxonomy places the organism in Eukaryota, Metazoa, Arthropoda, Insecta, Hymenoptera, Formicidae. The transcript has 8 exons. Bases 685 to 12819 code for a protein of 4044 amino acids. The record is from RefSeq and is a predicted model, not a curated record. Gene Ontology annotation, cellular component: cytosol; membrane. Gene Ontology annotation, molecular function: SH3 domain binding; RNA binding.
GGUGCCGUGUGGCAUGCAUAGGCGCACUUUUACAAAGCUACUGCGUUUUACGUAAACAAUAUAAACUUGUGCUUAGAAGAUUAAUAUCAAAUAUCAACCAUCGCGAUCAUUUGGUGUGGGAAAAUAUUCGUCAUUCGCGCAAGAACUUACAUCGCUGCACAACGAAAAUAACGUCGUGAAGAGUACGCGACAAAAUAUGGGCGCGAGUCGUUCGGUGUGAGACUUGUAUGUUCUUCAGGUGUUCUCAUCCCACGUCGUAGCACUCCAAGUACAUCGGUAAACAUUGUUUCGGCAUCCUAUUUACACGUGAUUUUUGCAGGUAACGAAACCUCUGAUCUUCUCCCGGUAAGUCUCGAUAAAUCCGACUUCUUUAAGAGGGAUAAGAGGUUAGGGAGAGAAUGUCAUUAAAUGUGUCACUUGUAACGAAUAUCGGUUAAAAAGUUGCGGCAACAUCAAAGGUACGUGGAAAGACAAUGAUUUUCGUUGUCUCGAGAUCGCAAAGCCGCCGAAAUCAAUCGCGAACUCGGGAGGGAACUCUCAUCGGUUAAAUCGAUGCAGAGAUGUGCAUUCUUGAUGGUAUUGUAUGCAAGCACGCAUUGUUAGAUUGCCAAAGACUAUCUGGUGCCAACUUAAAUUUGCACAAAUCUAUCGAGACGAUAUCAAGAUAUCACAGUAGAAAGUGUGAUGAGUUACCGAGGUUUCGGACGGGGAAGGGGUUAUGGACCAGGCGUACGUGCCAAAGGUCCAUUUAUAAGACCUUUCCCACCUUUCCGACAUAUGGGUCCACCAAGACCAGGAUGUCCUCCUGCGCUAUUCAUGCCCAGGAUCCCAAACAAUUUUUACCAGCAUCAAUUACGCGGUAAUCCACAAUUUAGGCCUCGUGGUAGAGGAAGAAAGUUUUACAAUUAUGAUGAUAAUUUUGCUGGUCCAAACAAACUGCCUAUAAAUCCAGAUUUUAAGGAGGAUGUCAUACUUCCACCACCAGUACUAACACCGUCAAACAUCCAAAAUUUAGAGAAUAGUGAAAUUGAUUGUAUGCCAGAAUUUGUAUCUGAUGCUGAAGAAGAGCAACAGCAGAUUGUAAGCGAAAUGGCAGGUCAGUUAGAGCAAAGAGCAUGUUUUGACAGUAAUGAAGAUUGGAGUGAAGAUGUACGAUUACCAUAUGACACUGUAAAAGAUGACUACACAGAGAACGAAGAUAUCCUUGAGUUUAACAAUGAGCCACCUGAGCUCAUGAAUGUAGUAUAUAAUGAUAUAAAAGACAUUGACAGAAUAAAUAAUGAUAAUUCAGAACUUGAUGCUUCGCGACACGUGACGGAUGAACUUAGCGUCACGAACAAUAUAACUAACGAUGUAACAUUAGGGGGAAAUACAGAUGGAUCUCAACUAGAAGAAUCUAGCCAUCGAGUGACAGAUUUUGAAAAUGUGCCAGAUGAUAUUGAGUGUAUAGGAAUGGAACAGUCUCAGGAUCUAAUUCUUGAUUCCCACAAUUUAGAACAAUCAGAUCUGUGUGAGGUUAAUAAUUUUGAAAAUGAAUUGUUACAAGCAGACCUUCGAUGUCAAUAUGACAUACCUGAAGAUGACAUUAUUCAAGAUCAGUGUGAUCAGCAGGAAAAUAUCUCGAAAGAAAUUAAGACACACCUAGAGACAGAUGCCGCACAAGAACAAGACGUAUCUGAAACAUCCAUUCUACGUGACAUGCCAUUACCGUAUAAUUCAGCAGAUCAAGACACUUUGCAAGAGGAUAUAGGUGAACCAGUUGAAGAGCAAUCCAUUAUGAACUUAAGAAUUGAAGAGACUAUUUCGAGUUCCCCUGUUCGUACAAAAAAUUUAAACAGUGAUUGUCCAGUGUCACAACCUACCUCAGCCAAUACAUCAACAUCAAGUAAUACUGCGUUGCAUAAGCAGUGCCGAUUGCCGCGAAUAAAGAAAAAUCCCUUUCCCAAUGGACCACCAAAAUUAUCUCCGCACACCGAACUGCAAUUACCUGUUGAUUUUGAUCCGACUACUCCGCCACCGAUACUUUUAAAGCAAGAUCAGCCACCCACUUUGCCUUUGUUUCCAAUGUACAAUAUGCCGCCAAUAUUUAAUGUCACGGAACCACCGCCAAAUAUGAGACACGCUGUAUUCACGCCGAAUGUUAUGGCAAAUGUUCCGUCAUGGAAUAUGAAUGAAAAUCAAAUGCCUGGCACUUUUAACAAUAUGGAAAUGCACAUGGAUAUAAAUAUAGCUGCACCAUGCCCGGUGUUACCGUUAGAAAUGCCCAACCAAAGUAAUGUCUUUCUACCACCACCUCUCGAUACAAUGAAUUUCACCCCGAUGUUUACUGCUCCUUUACUGCCGAGCGGUAACCCUGGAAUUAAAACAAAUAUUCCACCAGCUUUGCCUCAUGUACAACAACCAGUGUCUGAUUACUUACCUUCAGUUUCCUUGCAGGAAGUCUUACCGUUUCCUGAUUCAAAUUUGGAUAUGAACAAAGAAGACGGAUUGGACGAUAUACAGGAAGCUAUGAAGUUUGCCAAAGAAAUGACGGAUAUGAUAGAGGAGACAGAAGAAAACUCGACUUCUAAAUGUAAAUUAGUUAGGCCUGUUAAUAUAGAAUCUAUAUCAUUGCCGCCAGGAAAGCCGCAGGACAAAAGUAAUAAAUUAAAAAAGAAAAAACAAGGUGACGCUUGUACUAAAGACAUAGUACCUGAGGAGCAAACAGUAUCGUUGGAAGAAACGGCACAAGAUUCAUGCUUGAAUUCCAACGACGAGUCGCCGACGAAAGACCCAGAUCGUCGUAAAGUAGUAUUUAACCUGAAUAAUAAAACGUUAAAAGUAAAUACCAAUUGGGAACCGAAAACUAGCCGGACAAAAAGUCAGAGGAAGAGUGGCAGAACACGCACCGAAAAAGUGAAAGACAAAAUUCUCCAGAAAGAAUCACAGACUGCGAAAACCGAGAAAAUGCCUGCAGCUCCAUCAGAAAACAGAAAAAGUGUGGAAAAUACCUUAAGGCGGCACAAAGAAAGGACGAGGAUGAACGAAGGUGACUUGGAGAAUAUGGUAUCACCCGUGAAACAAAAUACCACAGUAUCUUCCCGGAAACUAGAGAGAAAUGUGAAAAUACCUCAGCAUCCUACCAUCUUGCCUUGUCAAGUGCAGCAAUUGCUUCGGAGUCGCACAGAAAAGAAUGGGAAUCCCGUUUCGGAAGCUUCUUGGAAAAACAAGAUCGUCAAUCGAUUUUUGAAAAUGAGCAAGAACGAGAUCUAUAACAUGGUGAACAAUACUAGUCUACGGAAAUUCGAUGUAAUAAUGAAGCGUCUAGUCAAGGAGAAGAGAUCUAUGUUGUCCUUAGAAAUGCGACACGCGCAGGACGAAAAGAUGAAGCAGUACGAUCAGCAGGAAUUCGUGAAACAGUUGAACGCGAUGUUGGAACCGGGAGCGACAGUGGGUAUCACGGAUUUGCCCACGGAAUUUAUUCACCAUCUGAAUGAAGUAUUGCAACUGGACAUACCGCUGGGCAAUAAUGACGAGUUUGCGACAACGUCGAUUAAUCAAAGCAGUCAUUCAGAAGGUACGAGUAACGUCACCAAUCCUACUAUCACACAUAUUACCGAGUCCGCGAGUAAAAUAGUAGCUUCGAGUGACGUAGUCGAUCAAGAAUGCGCUAGAAGCAAAGCUUGCGUCUCGAAAGCGAGUCACGACAAAGACACACUGGCAAUAUGCAACGCUAAGAUUAACGAUUUUACUACGAAAGACGACGCUCAUAGUACUAAAUCGAACAAAUCUAGCGCUAGUAGUAAGUUAUCGGCUUUACAACAUGAUCUAGAUAAUAUAUUUUCAGAGGUGACAAGAAAAAAUCAGACUUUGACGGCGGCAGCGCGUAAAGAUUGCAGCGUGGGUGUGCGAAGUGCGUGGAAGUCCGACGACGGCGUGACUUCGAAGGACGUGCAGAAAGAAGCGCCUUGCUGGGAAGAGGACAGAGCGCGCAGGACGGAGCAUUGCGUGCGUUGGAUCGAAAAGUGCGACAAAUGGAAGAUGAAAGAGCGGGACGAUUCGCUCGCGUAUAGGAAUCUCACCAAAGAAGAAUGGGAGGCGAAGUACGGAGUGCCAGCGACUCAUGCCGAACAACUCUACGUAUUCCCUUCUACAAAUCCUCCUCCUCCUACCACUCUAACUACCGUUACUGCUGCUGCUACUACUACUACUAUUACUACUACUGCUGCUACUGCUACUACUAUUCCUCCCGCUGUGUUUACCCUUGCAAAACAGAUCGGUGUCGGUGACCAGUUUUGCAGCGACAGAAUUUCACCGAACCGAGUGUAUUUGCCGCGCCGCCGUUAUUCUUCCGAGUCCUCCAAGCAUUCGCACGCGAAGCAUAAGGCUGACAAGCACAAAGGGCACAGGCGACACAGCGACGAGAGGAAGCAAGCGGCGGAGAAUAGUGCCGAUCGUCAUAAUAAGAGUAGAAGUAGCAGCACCAGCAGUAGCAGCAGUAGCAGCAGCAGCAAGAGCAGCAGCAAAACCAGCAGUAGCGACGGUGACGACACUACUACGAACGUCACGAAGCUGCUUAGGGUGAUAAAAGAGAAGGAGAAGGUCGCCAAGAAAAUGUCGCUGAACGAGACGAUAAGGGACGAGGUGAACGCCGAGAUAGAGCGGGAGCGGAAGCAGAAGUUGAAGAAGUCGCGGAAAAGUCGUAAGAACAGCAAGUCGCGGAAAGAGAAGAAAGCCCGUCACAAGAAAAGUAAGAAGCAGAAGAAGAAGUCCCCGAGUUCCUCGGGCUCGUCCUCGCAGGAGGAGGAGGAGGAGGAGGAGGACGAAGAGGAGGAGGAAGAGGAGGAGGAGGAGGAGGAGGACGGCAACGAGCAGGGAUGCAUGAGACUGUUAACGGAGAGCGAAAUUAAGAAAGAAUUCGUGGAGGAUGAGGCCCCUAAACAGAUAAUCGUUAAAGAGGAAGCGGAUCAGCAGAACAACGUCAGAGUCUCCGAGGCUGCGAGCGCCACGAGUCAUCGCGUGAUCACGAGAAGUAAAGCAACGUUGCUGCCCGCCGAGUCUCACGGCAGACCGGAUUCCGCGUCCUCGGUGAGGGAGAUACCAGCGACGGCUGUCGAAACCAUACAGUCUUACCUCGAAGACACAUCGUCGACGGCUUCGCCGUCGCAACUCAAGACGAAGGCGCAACUGAAACAGAUGCCGGAGAUAACGAGUAUGGUCGACGUCAGAAUUUCCCCGAGCAUAGAUAGCGGCAUAUACGACAACAGCAAUAACGUCACUAGCCUGUCACAAUGUCCGGAUAAUCCGAAGAAGCUUCAUCGUCAGGCAGCGUCAUCCACCAACAUCGUCUACAGCAAGAACGGACCGGGUGAAAGCCCGGUCCCGUCGGCGACUAAUCAGGUGACAGGUCGAAAUGACACUGCUGCUGAUAACGCCGUGCAAACACCGGCAAGUGAAACUAAUGAGAAUCAAAUACAAUUAGACGCGACGUGCGCUUCUAUCGAAACGCCUGCAAACACACCGAGCGAUAAGGAGUUCUCAGCUUCCGCUGACGUAUCAAGUAAACCAUCGACGGUUGUUGCGUCAGCAACGUCGGUGCCGGUUAGCCCGACGGCGAGCGCUUCUCACAAGUACGGAAGCAAAAAGAUCGACAUUAGGACCUACUAUGAGCGUCGUAAACACCAGCCGGACGAGCCGGCGAGGAAAUCGACGGAGGGUCUCACGGCGACGCCAGUCCCGCCGAAGGCCGCGGAGGCCGACGUGAAAAUGAACAGGUCGUUGUUCGCGUCGAGUUCCAUCAAGGACCCGCGAUUGAUUUACUCCAAGAUACCGGUCGUCUCGUGCUUCAGCGAAGGCGGUAGCGCGCAGGUGACGCCGGUGACGAAUGCUCAGCCGGCGGAGUGCGUUUCUCCGCGCGGCAAUCCGAGAUAUCAGACGGCCGAGAGGUCUCGAGUUACCGAGCCGCCGGCGGUGAAACAUUCCGACGGAGGCGUUAAGAAAACCGGCCGACGCAGAUCGAAGGAUGAGAAGUCGGACGCACCAACGUCCAACGUUGCGACGUUGCCCACCGCCCUGUCGACGAGAUCCAGGAAACGUCCGGAGGUGGAGGAGAGUCUGACCGAUAAGAAGGCGCAAGGCACACUUCCGCCCGACCCGAAGAGAUUCAAGAACAUUCGGUCGGAAGGCAGCAAAGAGCUGAAGCUGAAGAAGGAAGCUGCGAAGGCGCAGAAAGCGAAGAAGCCCAAGUCGGCGUCGAAAUCUGCGAGCCCGGCUAAGACUCAACACGCGAAAGUAGAGGAGGCGGAGGACGCGAAGACGGCGCAGGAAGGGGAGGCUGACAAUACCGACGCGAGCAAAUCGAAUAAAGUAGCGGCGAGCCCUCGCGCGAGCAAAGCGAGCGACGAUAACACAGCGACGAAACUCGAUUCAAGAAACACCGAUGGUGGUGAUAACAAUAAAGAAUUACCGCGUAACACCGACGAGGAGGCGGAAGAGCGUUCCUCGAAGCUCACCGAGUCGAGAGCCGCUAAGGAAGACGUUGUCAUCGAUAAGCCGGAACGUUCGUUCGUUCAUGCAGCGCAAAAUGAGGAAGCGUGUAACGUAAGAGGCGAUAGCGCGGGUGUCGAGAUUAAAAGUAGGAAAAGUUGCGGGAAUUCCAACGCCCUGACCGAACCGACGCUCGAAAUUCACUCUGAAAGCGAGCCCUCGAGCGAUAUCGAUAAAACGUACGGGGAAAGUCUGCCGUUAUCGGGCAAGAUUCGACGGUGUAAAGUGGCGAAAGUCACGACCGAGGCUGGGGCACUGAGCGAACAGAAUCUGUUAGAAAACGCGAGUAACCCAACCUCGGCGGUGGAGCGCGACACAAGCCGCGGCAUUCCCGAGUCGGAUAUGAAUUCUCGAUUAGACGACGCUCAAGGUAAGGAAAUUCCGCUGUUGGCAGAUAAAUGUGCGAUAGAUAGCGUUGGCAUUAAUGGUACUAAUGAAAACAAUGUGAGACCAGAUGCUGCGAGUAACGCGGACGAAGGCGGUUCUCCACUCGCGAAAAGUUGCACUAAGCUGCCAACGACGCCAACGAAAAAGAAAUCCAAGCCGCCGCAAGCGGCAGAGGGAGAUGUCAGUUCUCCCGACAGCGUAGGUAGUCCGUUCAAAGGAUUUCUUCAGGAGCCCAUCAUGUCUUUCGAGCCUCCGUUCGUCGAUUUCGACAUUGACGAUAUGGAUGCCGGUAAGGAGGGCGGUUUACUCUUAGAUUGCUUUAACGCAAAUUACGUAACAGAUACCGACAAUCUCGACGAGAUUGGGAUUGAGAAGCGUCUUACGAAUUACGAGACGCUGGUAUCUGUCACUGAUUUUGCUAACGAUACGACUGUUCGCGCCGACGAGAACAGCCAUGUCAUUCUCGGCGAUGUUUUGUUACUUGCUUCAGAUAAAGCAUUCACGGCGGACGAGAAGAGCGGCGAUAUAAAGCCAGACUCGAAGGCAAACCGAGGCGGCGGAGAGAGAUCGCCGGGCAAGGUGCUCGCGCUGCGACGCGAAAGCGACGCGAAGCAGGAUCACGAGAUCGAGAAACGGGUGAUAAUAGAGCACAGAUACGCGACGAUCGCGAGAGGAUUGGAAGAGACCGCGUUUAUAAACGAGGAGGAGAUCCAGGAGGAGGAUCGGGCGAAGGAUCUGGCGAGUAAGUUGACGAGCGCGACCGACCCCAGCCUGUCCGACGCGUUGAACACGCCGGCCUCAGACGAGGCGUUGAGGUCACCGGAGAUCUCCGGUGCGGAGCAUCUCAACAACCAGAUCUACUUGGAGGCGAGCAUAUCCGAGGAGAAGAUCGACAAGCUGCCGAGCUUCGGCGCGGACGAGCACCUGGACAGCAUGUUCUACCUGGACGAUCGUCUGCAAAGCACCACCACCGCGUUCGACAACAAGGACGACGCGCCGGUGCACUUCCCCGAUCACCGGCGGAGCCCUCGCUACGACAUCGUGCCGGCGGUCUGUUUCGAGACCACGAUCGCGAAUACCGGCCCCGAGGAAUUGUCGCACGCCGGGAUUCAGAAGCCGGGCCAGAGGAAGCUCGACUUCAAGCACAUUCCGCCCGACGUCGGCUCGCCGGAAGUUAACGAUCUCUUUCGAGCGUUGGCGGACUGCCCGUCGGCCGCGAUCGACGCACCGAAAGCGUUGAACGUGCCGACCAAGGCCGCCUUGAAGGUGACCAAUCAGAGCUCUCGAGCGAGACCCCCCAAUAACACGUCGAUAUCGACCGAAAUGUUACGGAAAGCACAACAAACGCACGACUCGACCGGUCAGGCGCGGCAGGCAACAAACGUAGACGAUGCAAAAACACAGGGAGCCGAAAACAAUGCGUCGGUUGUCGCGCAGGAGCUCGCACGUGCCGGUGAAAUAUCAUCGACAGUGCGAUACGGCGCGAGCGAUGAGGCGGUUCGCGAGAACGCCGCCGCUGUUUCCUCGACGCCGGUCCUCGAUAUUGAGAAGAAGAAUCCUCGCAUUAACUUGCUGCGCACCCCGGUCGUGGAGCUGAGGAAGAUGAAGGAGCUGGACCGGCUGAUACAGAAGAAGGCGCAGAAGAAAGCGGAGAAGGAGGCGAUUUACAAGAGCCGGAAGCGCGAGAGCGCGAUCCUGCACAAGCUGGAGAGCCGGCGCAUGAAGUACCGCUCCAAGUGGCCGCACAUGAAGAACCUGGUGAAGAAGCUCAGGUUGAGGCAGUCCGAGAGGCCCGGCACCAGCGCCCGGGACGUCAUUCUGGCGAGGAUGCUGGAGAUCGACGUGCAGAUGCACGAGCUGACGAAGGAGAAGCUCAAGCUGCACGAGAUGCUGCAGAAAGACAUCGCGCCGACGGCCGGGGGUUUAGCGUCGAGCAGCGACGCGGCGCCGAGAAUCACUGAAAAUGAUGCGAACCAGAUGAUUCUCAUCCGAUCUAAAACGCCGCCUACCCUGAAGUCGCUGUUGAUACAGGAUAACGACGCCAUGAGCUGCGCGAAAGCGAGCAAACCACCGUCACCGGUGAAUCAGCCGUCGUCGGCGAGGCAGCCGUUGCCGGCGAGACAGCCGUCGGCCAAGCGAAAACGCGCCCUGUCUCACAGCUCGGAAGACGAGGAGAUCGUGCGUUACACGCAGAGGAUGAAAACACCCGUGAUCAGGUGGAAGAAGAUACCGUGGCUGGGACAGACGGUCGCGCAGGAGGACGGUGAUGAGGAGGAUCGGGAGAACGAGGAGAAAGCGACGGGGCGGACGACUCCGGCUUCGUCGCCUCGUGCGACCGAUAAGAAAACUGCUGAUAUGAAUGAAGCUUCGGUGGACGCGUCCGGGAAGCCCGAGUCGAAUUCUACGGUGAUUCCUGAGAAGCAGAUCGGUCGGUCAGCGAAGAUUGACAAAAGCGCCGGCAGCGAAAUCGCUAAAUCUCCGAAGCCCAUCGCUCGGCCGGAUAAGAGCCCGGACGAGCCGUCGAAGCCGCGAGACCCCGUCGAAACCGGGACGGGGAAUGCGGAACGUUCGAUUCGCGAGAACGACGCCGGCAAGAAGAAUGACGUUUUAACGCCGGCCGAGGCGUCGCGUGCGAGUUCUCAGUUGUCGAUCGCACACGUGCACAGCACGCCGGAGCCUGCGUCGAUUUACUCCGACGACAGCACGUGGGACUCCCUGGUGCAGAACACCGUGCUCGAGCUGCACGAGAAGAGGAAGGCGACCGGGCUCGCUCUGCUGGAGGAGACGUUCAAGAAGGAGCAGGCCCUGUCGCGAAGGUUGAAGGCGAUUGCGCGCAAACGGAAGAAGAAGCAGCUGAACGAUUUCCUGAAGAGCGUCAACAACCUGACACAGGAGGAGGAGGAGCUGCCCUUGUCCAAGUUGUACAUCAGGAAGUUGCAGCAGAAGCGAGAUCUGCUCGACUCGCUGAGCAAACGGAAGGACGAGGGGAACACCGUACAAACAGCGGCGGCGUUGGCGUUGGCUGCUAACUCGAAGAUCGUUUUAGACAACAUAGAAGAGGUGAUAAACGCUGUGGCGGAGGACAGGGUGGGGGAUCUCUACGAGGCUCAGUGCGAGGCGCAGGCUGCCGACGACGUCCCGACGACGUCCGACGUCCCCGUCGCCGCGCCGCAGCCCGACAAGCACCAAUUCUACGUCGACGCCGAGGCGAACGCCAACGCGGACUGGCCGAGCGUGGAGAAGGAAAACACGAGAAGAGAGAUCGCGUCGCAACGGCAGGACAGCAACGACACGGCCGAGGCUGACGAGCCUAACUUCGCGGCCGUGAAUCAGAACAAGGUGACCUUCUCGGACGAGCGUAACGUGGAGCCCGACAGCAGCGUCACGCCCGAGGAGACCCGUCACUUUUUGGGCGGCGCACGUUCAGUGGACCCCACCGCAAUGCGGAACUUCGACAUCAAAGUGUCCGUGCCUAAGACUUUGAUCAAAGACGACUUCAGUCUGGAGUUGCUGAAGAGGUUCGCUGACACGCAGCGCGUCGUCGCCCGAUGCAGCGAGCUGGUGGGCUCUACGACGGAUGCGUUCGGGGCCGAUCUUGGGAGGUUCAAGAAGGCGAGUCCAGAAUGCGAGCAAGUUCCGCAGGUCGCUCCGCAGACGGACAAGCCGGAGGGAGGAGACCCCGACGGAGGGGAGAGCCGGACGAAGACGCCCGAGGCAGAGCAGCGGGCGGUGGACACGAGCGACAACCAACGCAGCAUCCCGGCGUGCGAGCUGCAGAGGCAGGAGACGACCGACAGCGUGGCGAGUGCGGAGUUCGCGCCGCAGGUCGCACCGAAGCCCCCCGAGUAUUCCGACAUCACCGAGAACGAGGAGUCGGGCGACAGCGUCGUUGCCAACGCGUACGACAAGCCGGCAGCGGAAGCAGCGCCGACGAUCGAUCUGGAGCGCGACUCGACCUCCUCGGAUUUCGCCAAAGCGAGCACGGAGCGGAAGAAAUCGGUCGUCGAGUCCGAGCAGCUGUCGAACGACUCGAUCGCUUCGAGGCAAGACUACCGGGCGAGCGAGGAUAUGAAGGACGACAAGAUCAACUUCGAGAGCAACUCGCGCACGUUCGAGGAGAUCCGGAACAGCGAGCAACGCGCGGGCAGUCCUGUCUCGCUGGCAGUCGCAAGCAGCGAGAAGUCGGAGGAGUCCAACGAGAUACUCGCCGUGUGGAAACGCACUCCGGACCACACCACGUCGUCGUCCUCGUCGUCGUCCGGCCUCUCGUUCGACAAAACGGCGAGCACCACCAAGAAGCCCGUCAGCCGCAGGAGGAAGAGCAAGACGGAGCCCACGGAACUGCGGAGGAGCUCCAGGUACAACGAGAGACCCGGCAGGGAGGACGACAACUCGAACAGCAGCGCCGUGGAGUCGUACGCUCAGGAGAGAGACUCGGGGACGCGUCGCAGCAGCAAGUCGCCCACCUGGACGAUGCGUGACGAGAAGCCCGCGAACACGUUGAACGCCAGGAAGGGUCGUGCCGCGCAAAAGGCGCAGAACUCGAGCGCCCGGAAAGCCGAGACUGAGACCAGGGUGGAUAAUUUGGCCGGGAAAACGGGACUCACCGCGGAGCCCUCGGCGCCGAGGGAGAGAGGCGCGUUAACCGGCAGGAAGAGGAAGCAGCACACGCGGUGGGAAAUGAUGAACUGCAAGGUGAUGUUGGUCGACUGCAAACACACUCUUCUUCAGCCAAACACCAAUCCCGAGGCUCUGCAGAGACUCGGGAUAACCCUCGUGAAUCCUUACGUGCAGACGUACACGUCAGUGUAUCCAGAUAUUGCGAUCAUUCCCGCCGCAGUCCCGGAGAAGAGUCCCUCGUUGAAAGCCGCUGAGAAGCCGGCCGACAAAGACAAGCCCGAGAUCGAGAUCGAGAUCUUGCACGAGAAACCGAUCGCCAGGAGCACCGACGACGAUCAAGUUGAGACGUUCACCUCGCACGAAACUGACACCGACGAGCAGGAACCGGUGAGAACGCAGUACACCGUCCACAAGGGUCCUAUCUUGGACAUCAAGGUCUUCAAGAACUCGUUCCUGGCCGCGAGCGAGGACGGUAAGAUAUACAGGUACAGCCAGACGUCCAAUGGAAUACUGAAUAUCUAUAAGGGCCACAAAUCUGCUGUUACCUGUCUGCUAUUGUACAAAGAGAGCGCCGUGGACGAUGAGCUUAUGUAUUCUGGCUCUUUAGACGGCACACUACGUUGUUACAACAUAAAGACUGGUGCAUUGGUAAGGUAUCCGGCGCAGAUACACAGCCCGAUUCAGUGUAUGGACGAAGCGUGGGGGAUGAUCUUCAUUGGCACUAAAUCGGGACACGUUUCGCGAUACCAUAUCAAGGCUGGCGCGGUUAAGGGAGCUAGUAUACAGUUUUCGGACAAGUCAGUGCUUGCACUCAAAGCGACGAACGAGGGUCCGCGACGAAUCCUUAUUGUAGCAUCUCGAAAUCAUCCGAUAAGUAUACGAGAUGCGCAGACCGGCUUGUUCCUUCGUACGAUCAGCGGCCAGAAGAGUCAUACGGUUUACAGUUUAAUGCGCCAUCAUAAUUUGAUCUAUUGCGGCACGAGUAGCACGUCGAUAAACGUUUUCGAUUUCACGUUGGGUGAACAAACGAUUCAAUAUGACGCUGGCGUUGGCAUCGUAUGCAUGCGAAUUUAUAAACAAUUACUGUUUGCAGGCUGUUAUGACGGCAAUAUUUAUGUUUUCGAUACGAAGAAUCACAAACUAGUGUGCAGUAUACCCGGUCCAGGGAAUAUGUUAUUAAGUAUAGAGGUUGUAAAUAAUAAGAUUAUAGCAGGCAGUAAAGACAAGCGUUUGCAUUCGUGGCAAAUGCCACCUCAAGUGCGUGCCUUGCUCUGUAAUGUAACAUAGCACGCUUAGGAAGAAACAAUCUUUACUUCAAGAAUUAACCAAUGUCGAAAAGCGGCCAGUCAAUGCACAAUUCGUAUGAAAUGAUACCAAUGGGUAAGAUCCAUUAGACACUUCGGAGCAUUCUAGCUAUGUCUAAUAUUACAAAUAACGUCAUUAAUCCUGUAUAAAGAAAACGCUUCAAAGCCUAUAAAGCGUCUAGUGGAUUACACCCUAAAAUAUACUAGAUACGAGUGAUACCAGAGAAACGAGUAAAGCAAAAACAACCGAUUAAUAAACAUCCUUUUGAAAUUUAUAAUUACCCUACAGACGUAUCUCUGUAUAUUCCAGCUUCUUCGCUAUAAAUAGCGUUAUCCAUCAGUACUAUUAAUAACUUUCAUUAUAUUUUACGAAGUUAUUUUAUUUAUAAUUUUUAUUUCGAGCCUAAUACGACAUGCGAUGUAUAAGACGCUAAAAUAAAAUAGCUGUUUUUAAUUGUUAUAGCACGUAAAAACUAUUUAUAGUGAAGAAGGAACGACUUCGAAAUUACUUGUUACCAAUCAUGUAUGAAAUAGAAAAGAUUUACACAAAAUGAUGUGUAAAAUGUAUAUUUGUAAAAAGUUUAGAUUGAGCUGAUACAAAAAAAAAAAAGAAAAACGGAGAUUAUCACUUACGGAUCGCGAGAAUAUUCGGCAGAUUUUUACGAUUCUUUAUUCACUUAAAAGUAUUCUGACAUUCAUACGUGGAAAUUAAGCGAAUUUUGUUUUGACUGAUGUUAAAAUGAUUAAAACUGAUGAGACUGGCAUAAGUAGCAGUCAUAGGUACGUUUAAUAAUUUACAUAAAUCCCUGUUACAUAAUGUUGUUGUUCAUUAUUGUACCUCACAAAGAUCUGUUACUCUGUAUAUUCUCAAGAAACAUUGUAUCAUGUUCAUCAAUCUUCAUGUUCUUUAAUGUUUAGCAUAUUACAUAUUCACACAGAGGCCGGCAUAAUAACCUUAAUCUUUGGCUAUACAUAACCAUGUAAUAAUUAUGUAUAGUUCAAAUAUGUGAUACAUAUCGCAGUAAUAUAUACAUAUAUAUUAUAUAUGUAUUUGUGUACAUGUAUAUAAAACUGCGAUAUAUAUAUAUUAAGGCUAUUAUACAGUCUCUGCACAAUAGAAACGAAUGCAUUAGAAAUGGAAUGAAGUACAUUUCAAGUAAUAUAUUAUCAACUAUAUGCAGUAUACGAAUUGUUAUAUUUGGUUUGAAGCGUAACAGCACUUGUAAGUGAAAAUGAUGUGCCAUAUAAUCGAAUUCAAUAUAAAUAGUUCGCGAUAUAACAAUAUAACGAUACACGAUCGGAAUUUUUUAAAGAAGAUCUGAAAUUUUUACAAGUAUUCCUGAACAUCUAAAUGGGAUUACAAUAAAUUCUUUACAAAUACGUAACACACAAAUUACAAUUUUUGUAAGUACGUACAAAAUUGUACAUGAUUGCAAAAAUCAUUCGAUUUUACUGAAACUAGACGCAAAAGUUGAAUUGAGGGAGAUACAUGUACACGUUAAACUUGAUUCCAUCGCUAAUUGCAUUUCAACUUUUACUUUAUUGUGAUGUACAUUAUGUGGUAUGAUAAGCAAUCUUAUUUAUUAACAUAACAUUAUAUAAUUGACAAUAUAAUUUAAAGAGAGUCGAUACCAAAAGAAUCAACGGUAUCAGUGUUUGUCUAUAUAUGUUAUACGAAGGGGAGUCAAUUUUCGUUAUUACAUU